CAGGCCUGGGUUGCCAUGGAUACCGUGUCCCUGGAGCAUCAGAUCCAGAGUGUGCAACGCCACAUCAGCUUCCUGAAAAAAGAACAGAUGGCCCUGCUGCGGGACCUGCACCUGGAAAUCCUGAGGCUGCAGAAACGCUGCUCAGAACUGACCCAUGACCUGGAAAUGAAAGAGGCCCAAUCCCACCAGCAAGAGUUGGCGUCCCGGGAGCUGGAGAGCAAGUGCCGCGAGCUGGAGUCACAGCUGGCGGCGCGGGCGGCGGCCAACGCGGAGCUGCGGCGGGAGGUGGCGCAGCGCGAGGCGCUGGUGUCGGCGCUGCGCUGCAGCCUGCGCGCCGAGGAGCGCCGCUUCCUGGAGGAGCUGCGUCGCCGCAGCCACCAAGCCACCGUGCUGGGCACUGAGCUGCAGAAGCACACCGAGGCGGCCGCCUACCUCUCCUGCCAGCUGCACGCGGCGCGCCAGAAACUGCAGACUCCGCGCCUGGGCCCCGGCGCCGCCGCCGCCGCAGAGCCCCGGAUCCGCCGGCGCGCACAGCGGGCCCGCCGCCCGCCCGCAGCCGAGGCCGCAGCCAAGGGCCCCGGCCGGGACUGGGCCUCCUGGGAGCGCUCGGCCGGCGCCCCGGACGACGCCGAUGCCAUGCCAGACCCCGCGCUCUUCCUCUACGCCCGGAGGCCCCCGCGGCCCUGUGGCCGCAGCCCGCGCCAGCCGCCUCCCCAGGAGCCCCCUGACCAAGCCACCCCGCCGGCCGCGCCCAGCCCGUCCAGUGCGCCGGCGGACCCGGAGUAA
Messenger RNA from Physeter macrocephalus (sperm whale), 786 nucleotides. RefSeq names its product coiled-coil domain containing 92B (gene CCDC92B). Lineage: Eukaryota; Metazoa; Chordata; Mammalia; Artiodactyla; Physeteridae. Bases 16 to 786 code for a protein of 256 amino acids. The record is from RefSeq and is a predicted model, not a curated record. The transcript is spliced from 3 exons.